Molecule: messenger RNA, 387 nt
Organism: Tetrahymena thermophila SB210
Lineage: Eukaryota; Ciliophora; Oligohymenophorea; Hymenostomatida; Tetrahymenidae
Product: transmembrane protein, putative
Exons: 1
Source: RefSeq, a predicted model, not a curated record
AUGAAAUAAUUUGCCUUAUUGUUUCUUGCUUUUGUUGCUAUUACUACUGUUAAUGCCUACAUAAGUAAAGAUUAAAUAUACUAGUUUAAUAAUUGCACAGAAAAAAUACAACUUCCUUGCGAUAGAAGCAACACUGAUUGCUUAAAAUAAAAGGCUAAAGUUGAAGAUUGCUUAGAUUAUUGUUUUGAUGGAAAUUGGAAUACUCUAUCUAUGGGUGAUGUAAAUAAUUGUUAUUAAGAUUAAUGUAUACCCUAUGCUAAAAAUAGCACGUAGAGUACUGUCAGAACCUAUGCAAGUUAACUUGGCUAUUGUUUGAGCUCUGGAAUUAUCUCAUUCGCUUUCAUUCUCUUGGCUGUCAUAGUUUCAGUUUUGUUUGUACAACAUUGA